UAACUCGUACCCCACAACAUAUUAUUAAAUAUAUAUCUGAUCAAUAACAUUUUAUGCUCGUAUAUUUUGAUGAGAGAAAGAAUCUAUAGAUAAUAAUACCACAAUAUUACAAACGCAUGAAGUGACAAAGGGGGCGUGGUUUAGCAAAUUCGAGAGUGAAGUUGCCAAUUAGUGAUGGCCUAUGGGCCCGUGUGAGGUACCUUAGGGGGGGAUGCUGUGGUCCGGUGUGGUGAAGCUGGUGACCACAUUAAACUUCACGGGUGAGAACUUGAGAAGUAAGGGCUGUGACGGACAAUUCUUUCACAUUAUACAUCGGUUACAGGCUUUUCGGUAUCUAAUAAUUACCACCAUCAUCAUUCGAACAGCUUUGUGUCUUUAAGAAAGUGAUGGAUAAGUUUAUAGAAGAAUUUUGGGCCUUAUAGGCGUUCUUUAUUUCCAUCAUCAUCAGAUCUGUCCAAGACGUGAUGGCCACUAAACGUUUAGCCUUGGAACUUGGUUUAGUACAGAAGAGGCAGGUGAAGAAUGUGUUAUUACCAACAGGAAAUAAGACAAAACAGGAGUUUGACUACUUGGUUGUGCUAGACUUUGAAGCAACGUGUUGGGAAACUGGCCCUAGAGUUGGACGACAGGAGAUAAUUGAAUUCCCGGCAGUUCUUUUGGACCUCAAUUCUGGAAAAAUUCUCUCAGAGUUUCAACAGUAUGUGAUGCCCACGGAUCAACCAAUACUGUCUGCAUUCUGUAAAAGUCUCACAGGGAUAACACAGGAGCAGGUGGAGGCAGGUAUACCCCUGGGGGCUUGCCUCUCUUUGUUCUCGUUGUGGAUCCACAAGUUAUGUGAGCAGUACCAGAUGUCCUUCAACAUAAGUGUCCCAAGCAGUCAUGUGACAUUUGCUACUUGGACUGACUGGGAUCUUGGAGUAUGUCUUCACUAUGAAUGUCUUCGUAAGCACUUGAGAAAACCUGAGUUCUUCAACCAGUGGACAGAUGUGAAAGUUACUUACAAGAAAUUUUACCAAAGAAGUCCAAAGGGCUUGGCUGGAGCGCUGCAAGACUUGGGCAUAGCAUUUGAAGGACGAGAACACUCAGGGAUCUGUGACACCCGUAACACUGCAGCUCUUAUCUCCCGCAUGCUCCGUGAUGGUUGUGUCAUAACUGUCACCAAGACUCUGUCAGCCAAGACAACCAAGGUCAACACCAUGAGAGCUGCGGCAGAAAUAUUAUUAGGUCAGAUGAAGAAGAUUGUGUUUAGUAGGAGGAAAGUAGAAGAUAACUGUGAUGGCAAUAAACUGAAAAGAAAACUGGAAGGCCAUUUAGAGAGAGACACCAAGAAAGAUGGAGACCUGAAUCCUUCUCAAGUGUCAUGCAGUACAGGAGGCAGUGAAUGUAUAGAAACAUCAGGUCUCAGGGAUGGAAUCAUCGAGCAGAACAUAGUGCCCAGUGAGAGAAUUGGGAAAGCACAGAUUUCACAUUCAAUAGAUAGGGUUAAUUUUGGGCUUUCUUGUAAUUAUAAUGUGGAAAGUGAGAUUCAUCCUCUUGGGAGUUAUGAAGGUCAUUCUCUGAGCAUUAAUGAUAACAUAAAGGAAAGACAAGGUUUGAUUAAAGCAAAAUCUCAACACAGUUCUAGCAUUCUUUCCAAGCCUUUUAAAGUUCCAAGUCUUGCAAUCUGUAAAAAGAUAAAUGUUUUACAGAACGAAAGUUAUUCUUCUGGGUGUACGAAAGAUAUGCCAAAGUUACUGAACUAUCCCAGAAUAAAUAGUUUUGAAACAAAGGUGAUCCCCACCAUUAAUGUUCUGGCAGACUUAACCAACAUGGCUACCAAAACAAAUACAUCUACAGGUAACAGAAGUCUUCAGUCACAUCAGAAGCUUCAACUUUCACACACUAGAUUCUACCAAGAUACUACUCCAAAUUUACGACUCUUUAAGAAGACGCCUCCAUUGUGUUCUUGUGGCCGGAGAGCGAAGCUUCUUGUAGUGUCCAAACCCGGACCAAAUCAAGGAAGAAAUUUUUUCUCUUGUCCGCAAGGAAAAAAUGGAAAGGCAACAUGCUGUAAAUAUUUCAAAUGGGAGGACCAUCCAUAUACAAAAGUGAGAUCGUGUGCAAGUAAAGCCUACACUCCCGUUACAAACUUAAACCGUCAGUUUGUUGCAGACUCUCUCCCCCACAAUGUGGCCAAGAGAGAGGAUCUUGUCAAGGAGUAUCAAGGACCUAAUAGUAGUGAACCUUUUAUGAAGAAACAAAGCCAUAAUAUGACUGUUCCACAUUUUGUAAAUUAUGGGUUAUUACAUGAAACUGUAGUUGAGGGACCAUCUACAAGCUUUGGGCCAAUUCCUUAUGAGAUUACUCCAUACAGGUAAAAACAAAAUUAAUUUUUUAAUAAAUUUACAUGAAAA
Messenger RNA from Homarus americanus (American lobster), 2393 nucleotides. Its product is annotated as ERI1 exoribonuclease 2-like. Gene Ontology annotation, molecular function: 3'-5'-RNA exonuclease activity; zinc ion binding; nucleic acid binding. The transcript is spliced from 7 exons. The record is from RefSeq and is a predicted model, not a curated record. Lineage: Eukaryota; Metazoa; Arthropoda; Malacostraca; Decapoda; Nephropidae. Gene Ontology annotation, biological process: exonucleolytic trimming to generate mature 3'-end of 5.8S rRNA from tricistronic rRNA transcript (SSU-rRNA, 5.8S rRNA, LSU-rRNA). The coding region runs from base 465 to 2357 and encodes 630 amino acids.